Actinia tenebrosa (Australian red waratah sea anemone) is the source of this 1018-nucleotide messenger RNA. Its product is annotated as ubiquitin-conjugating enzyme E2 L3. NCBI's taxonomy places the organism in Eukaryota, Metazoa, Cnidaria, Anthozoa, Actiniaria, Actiniidae. The record is from RefSeq and is a predicted model, not a curated record.
GUUUCAUCAUCAAACAUGAGCAAUACUGACGUURGUGAUGGACUGGUAACAAGGGCGGAUAAUCAUCAAUUGCCCGCAAAGCCCACCGGGUAUUCUAAGUAUUUUUUACCCAAAAUGGCUGCCACUAGGAGAUUGACAAAGGAACUUGUUGAUAUUAGGGCGAGUAAAUCGAAGAUAUUCCAAAGCCUCGAAGUCGAUGAAAGUAAUAUAUUAAACUGGCAAGGCUUGAUUGUGCCGGAAAGUUCACCAUAUAACAAAGGUGCUUUCAGGAUUGAAAUUAUAUUUCCAGCAGAAUACCCAUUUAAGCCUCCUAAGAUUACAUUUAAGACUAAGAUCUACCACCCAAAUAUUGAUGAAAAAGGACAAGUGUGUUUGCCGAUUAUUAGUCCUGAGAACUGGAAACCAGCUACAAGAACUGAUCAAGUAAUUCAAGCUUUAGUUGCAUUAGUUCAAAACCCUGAACCAGAGCAUCCACUGCGUGGAGAUCUUGCAGAAGAAUACACCAAAGACAGGAAGAAGUUUAUGAAAAAUGCUGAAGAUUUUACAAAGAAACAUGGUGAAUCAAGACCCAAAUAGACUACUCUAGCCUUACACUAAUUCUAACUUAACAAGCAACAACAAAAUGGUGUGAAGUAAUUGAAUACUAUCAUAACUAACUAGUUUAUAUCCUUAUGGAAUUCUCUUUGGUGAUUGUAUUAUUAAUCUUUCUUGAAAUUUCUCAAAUGAUAUGAGUAGUUUAUUAUGCCCAGAGAAGUACGAUGCCUUAKCUCYAGYGUGAUCCUUUAUUCAUAGUAAUAAUUGUGCACUAUUCAAAACACCAAUAUAACAGAGGUCGAACUGCACAAUAUUACACCUAUUUCAAUAAACGUUGCCAUCGACAAAGGUUAUUCUGACAUGGAAAUGGUUUCGUUGAGUAGAAACAACAUUGAAUCAGUCUCUUGACGAGAAUAAGAAUCAGAAACCAAAGUCAUUCUAUUGAUGGUUUUCAACCUUUCCCAAGAGAAUUAAAUAACAAAAG